CUUUAUUUUGCUGUUAAAUUUUCAUGUUAUGUUGGCUAACAUUCUUUAGGUGUUUUCCCUCUAAAUGGUGAAAUGUCAAAUAUUGAGGCAGUGAAUCAUUUUCGAUUUGAACGUUCAAUGAUAAGGAUAAUAUUUACGUAGGAAUUAAACUGCAUGUUUUGAUUUCAAAUGGAUACUUUUAUGCAAAGAUUUUUACGGAGAGCAGACUCGGUGCGGGGGAAGGAAAGCGCGGCCUGGACGAACGGGGGACGGACGCGCUGGCAGUUGAUUUGGGAGGCGGUCGCCGAGGAGGUGGAGCCGGGCGGUCUCGAACACGCGGGGGCCGGCUGGGGCGAGGCCCGGGAGGGCUCGGAGAGCGGGACGAGCUCCGACCGGGACAGUCCCCGGGCGUGGGCCGCGGGCGGGCGGUUGAAGAUGGGCGAGCAGAUCCUGCUGGCCCACGAGGUGUGCGAGGUGGACUGCCACAAGGAGGAGGUGGGGAAGUUGAACUGUAACAAGUCAAUGAUGAAUGCUGACCAACUCCAAGGAAUAAUAGCAUUUGAUGCUAAUGUGAUUCAAGAUUUGAGAGGGGAAAUUUUGAAUGAAGAUCAAAAUCAAGCCAUUUGUCAAACUAUUAGCAGUGUGAGUUUUCUGGAAGACUGUGGUAGUGUGACGCCUGAUGAAAUUGAAGCAGACACUAGCUUGGAAAAAAAUAAUCAAGAUUUCCUCAACCAUUUGUUGAAAAAGGCCUGUGCACAGCGGGACGUGAUCAUUCAGGUCUGCAAGGUCCUCGAACUGUGCAAAUCGUCUACAUUCAGCGCGUCUGAAGAGCGGGUAGAAAGUGAAAGAUUUCUUCUGCUGGCUAACCAGAGGCUGAAAGCAAUUCUUAAGGAAGUUGAUCACGCGAAGAGCGGUGGCCCUGAUCGCAGGGAAAGUCUCAGCAGAGGAACGCUGACGCUGACGGACAUUACCGUCCCGCUCAGAGGAGAGUUCGUAAACGCUGCUAAGACGGAAGCAGUGAGCUUCUGGUUCGUGUGCCUGGCCUUCCACGGGGAGUCUGUCGUGCCGACGAGGGCCACUUGUGAACUGGGGACCGGCGCGCUGUACUUCUCUGGCCCGCUCUGCCUGUCGGACCUCGACGAACAUUUCAAACUGGUCUUGAACAUUUACAGUCUGCGUCUCAAGAAGGUCAAGCCGCAGUUCAAGAAGAAAUACAAGAUUAAGAAGUGCAAGUUGCUGUCCAUCCGGGUGAAACAAAACGUGACCAAGAAAGUGAGUUUGCCUCCGUGUUACAUUUCACACUGCUCGUCGUUCACACUGGUUGGCAGCCUGGAACUAGAUGCAGCUAACAUGAAGUGUCGCUCGUGGCAGCUCACCAAGGUGACUGACGCCUCGCCGCUGGCGGGCACGGCCCACGUCAGGACGGAGCCGGCGCUCCGCUCCGUCGAGGCGUCCCGGUCGGGCCCGCUGUCCGUGCUGGAGGAGGCGGCCGGCGGGACGAGGCUGUGGCAGCACCGCUGGUGCCGCCUGCGGGGGUGGCUCUUCUGCUUCUGGGGCUACCCCUCGGAGAAGCACCUCGGCAAGCCGCCGCUGGGGCGAGUGGACCUGCGUCUAUGCGUGGGCGAGGUGGGGCCCGCCCCCAGGGAGCUCUGCUCCCGGCCGCACGCCUUCCUCGUGGAGACGCGCCCCGGCACGCCAGCGUCGAGGCCGUCCGGGGGACAGAGGCACAUUUUUGCAGCAGACUCCAAAAGACAACUGGAAGAAUGGUGUGAGUUGCUAAACAGAGUCGUGGCCAGCUUACGUCUCUGGAAUGCUUUAGAGGCCUAAAAACACCAAUACAAGUCUGAUCUCUCAAUACCAAAGAAGUGAAUCACCAUGAAUUAUAUUUUUUACGUUAUGUAUGUCAGUUUUAACAUUCGUUUUAUUUUUAUAGUAUACUAAUUUAUUACAGUUUUAACAUUUUUAAUCAACAAAGUAUAAUAAAUAGUUGUUUUGCAUUUU
Bacillus rossius redtenbacheri is the source of this 1980-nucleotide messenger RNA. RefSeq names its product anillin-like. Gene Ontology annotation, cellular component: actomyosin contractile ring. The coding region runs from base 169 to 1806 and encodes 545 amino acids. The transcript is spliced from 11 exons. The record is from RefSeq and is a predicted model, not a curated record. Gene Ontology annotation, biological process: septin ring organization; mitotic cytokinesis; actomyosin contractile ring assembly. NCBI's taxonomy places the organism in Eukaryota, Metazoa, Arthropoda, Insecta, Phasmatodea, Bacillidae.